Molecule: messenger RNA, 4954 nt
Organism: Homarus americanus (American lobster)
Lineage: Eukaryota; Metazoa; Arthropoda; Malacostraca; Decapoda; Nephropidae
Gene: hts
Product: protein hu-li tai shao-like
Exons: 22
Coding region: 347-3055 (902 amino acids)
Cellular component (GO): postsynaptic density; plasma membrane; cytoskeleton
Molecular function (GO): actin filament binding
Source: RefSeq, a predicted model, not a curated record
ACUAGGGGGCCAGCCCGGCCAGCAGCCAGUGUUGAGUCAGACGUAGUGGAAGGUGUGCAGAUACCGUCCUUCUUGGUGGCGUGACCGCCACUCUUCCACUGCCAAUUUUCUCAUAUAUGAGGAUAUUUAACGUGUGAGGCGUCCCCGCGCGUGGUGCGAGGCAUUUUGUGUAGUUUUAUUUUGUGUUAAUUUUAGGGUGUGUUGUGACGCAUUGUAAGGUGGUGGAUUGUUCCUAAGCCACUACACAGUUACCGCCCCAGCGACCGCCCACGCGCCCACCGGCCACCACACGGGCUGGCGUGGAGCCUACACCGUUUAUCACUGUAAACUAAGGUGAAGCCCCAAGAUGAGUGAAGGGGUGGAUCAGCAGCCAGCUAAUGGCGUCAAUGGUGCAGCUACACAGGAGGAGGAGGUGCGUCUCAUGACUGAGGAGGAACUGGAGCGAGAAAAGAUGAGACCUCCCGAUAUUGACCAAGAUAUGAAGGAAAUGGAACGCCGGAAACGUGUGGAGAACAUCAUGAAUUCUACCAUUUUCCGCGAAGAAUUGGAGAAGAUCGUGGAAACACAGCUUACAGAAGGUUACUCAGGUUACCAGGCCAUCCAAAAUAUAUCUGAAAUGAUGGGGAUCCCUUGUUCACGUGUCAAUAUGUUCAGAAGUAGUCAAAGUGUUAUCCCCAUAAAUGACAUUCGUGGUAUGGACAGCUUCAACUUUGCUAAAGGAGAGAAGUUGCUCCGAUGUAAACUAGCUGCAGUCUACAGACUUAUUGACAUGCAUGGCUGGACACAAAGCAUUUACAAUCACAUAACGGGUCGAAUCAGCCAGGACACAGAACACUUCCUCCUAAAUCCAUUUGGUUUGUUGUAUCAUGAGGUUACAGCCUCCUCAUUGGUGAAGGUUGACAUGCAGGGCAAUGUGGUUGAGUCAGGUUCAACAAACUUUGGCGUAAAUAUUGCUGGACUCAUGCUUCACUCGGCCAUUCAUGCUGCUAGACCAGACAUCAAGUGCAUUGUUCACAUACAUCAUCCAGCAGUUGUAGCGGUAUCAGUCCUGAAACAAGGACUAAUGUCUCUUUCACAGGAGUCUCUGCUCCUUGGAGAUAUAUCAUACCAUGAUUAUCAGGGCAUAUUUGUUAAUCCUGAUGAUAAAGAGAAACUUGCACGCAAUCUUGGGCCCACCAAUAAGGUUAUGUUGCUACGAAAUCAUGGUGCUGUGUGCUGUGGUGAGAGUAUGGAGGAAGCAUGGUAUAAUACCUACCACACAAUCAUUUCCUGUGAGACACAGAUGCGUAUGGCGCCACUUGGUCUGGACAGCUUGAUAGUAGUAAACGAUGAUGUUCGCCACGCAGUCUUUGACGUUUCUCGACGAGGAGGUGGAGGUGUUGACAGUAAGCAGGAGGGCGGACCAGCAACACAGGGUCCAAAGGAACGCAAAUGGAAGGUUGGGGAGCUGGAGUUUGAAGCUCUCAUGAGAUCCCUUGAUAAUGCUGGUCUUAGAACAGGAUACAUCUACCGACGGCCUUUGAUUAAACAAGAUGCACCAAGGCAGCAGAGUGAUGUUGCCCUUCCUCCCACUGCCUCCAACUACACUCAUCUGUUUGAUGAGGAUGACAUUACAAGGAGCCCCUUGAAGAGGAUCUUGGAUGGCCGUAAGACUCAGGACAAAACACGAUGGCUGAACUCGCCCAAUGUCUAUCAGAAGGUGGAGGUGCUGGAAACUGGCACACCGGAUCCAAAGAAGAUCACCAAGUGGGUGGCUGAUGCGUCUCCCACACAUUCUACUUCAACACCAGUCAAAUUGGAAUCUGCACUCCAGUUUGUUCCAGUCAAUACCAACCCCAGGGAGUUCAAGACCGUUCAAAAGAUGAUUAAGGAAAAUCGUCGCAUUGGUAACAUCAGUGCAGGUCCCACAUCACACCUCUUGGAGGGAGUGACUUGGGAUGAAGCAAGACGUAUGCAGGAUGCUAGUAUGUCUGUAGCCACUGACCAUGUUAUUCUAGUUGGAGCUGCAUCCAAGGGAAUUAUUCAGAGGGAUUUCCAACAUAAUGCAGUUGUGUACAAAACACCAUAUGCCAAGAAUCCAUUUGAUGCUGUCACUGACCAGGAGUUAGAAGAAUAUAAGGAAUUGGUAGAACGUAAACAGCGAGGAGAUCCAAUUGAGGAGAUAGAAAUAGAAAAAAUGAAUAUUAUGCCAGAACGAGCUAUGGUAGAUGUUGUGGAUGACUCCAUGCAAGAUUCCACUCUUAACACUACUGCCCCCACCAGUCCCACUUCAGAUCAAGAAGCAUCCAGUGCUACGGUGCUGAAGGUGGAAACAAAACAGGCGCCAAGAGCAAGCAAAGCACAGUCUGUCGUCCUGAGCGAUGAUGGAGAACGGGUUGUUCGCCAAAAGCCAAGUCUUCCCCCUAAACCCAACAUUCCGAAGAAGCCCACCCUGGGCCCUGGGGUACCUGUUGGCCCUCCACAGAGGGUUCAGGCAACUAUGAAAACACUGCCAGCGAGAGAUGGCUCCCCUGUAGAAGACCUGCAGCCCUCCCUGCAGACAGGGGGUGGAGUCUGGCACCAGGGGGAGAUGACACCUCCCUCUGCUCCCCCUGGUUCAGACACAUUGUCUCGCUCCCCCACUGUCCAGGUGGGUGAGGGCCAUCCUACUUCCCGCACCAACUCCCUCACCCGUGGAAUUCAGAAGAUGCUAAAGGCAGCAUCACGGUCCACAGAGGAAGAUGGAGUGAAGGCACGGGAGCCAAGUCCCACGCUGGAGCGAUCCAAGUCUGCAUUUUAUAAGAAUGAAGUGGCAACUGAGAAGCGGUCAUCGCUCCAGCGCCGCUCCUGGUCUCUGUCACGCAAAGGGGAGACAGUAGCCAAUGGUGAUGAUAAUGAAGCACAUCAUAGCACAGUCUCGCACAGUAGUAAAGAGGGUUCCCCAACAAAGGAUACCUCCCUAACAGAUGACUCCAUCUCUAAGGACAAGAAAAAGAAGAAGAAGGGUCUUCGUACUCCUAGCUUCCUUAAGAAGAAGAAAGACAAGAAGAAGGAGAAGGAGGCUGCCCAUCAGUAGCACCUGUAACCCCCACUCCUUCACUGACUCCCGUCUCUGGUAGACCAAUGCUGACACUGCCAGAACCUGUAGAUAGCAAAGAAGAAUGUGUUGUGGGAGCCCUUGUGUGGUGCUGGCGAGAGGCGUGCUGCUGCUGACAUUGUUCAUCGGAUCCAAGACUUGUCAUUCAAAAUUUUUUGUCAGCUCUUAAUAUUUCCAUGUUAUUUCCUUUUCCUUACAUUCAGUUUUACAGAUAAGGCAGUGUUAGUGAUUAAAACUAUGCUUUACUGUGUAUAUUUUUAGUGGUUACUUUUGUAGUAUGUAGAUAUGAUUUUUAUUUUAUAUUUCUUUUCUUUCUUUUUUUAACCCAAACAUUUUAUGUUUGAAAUUGAAGAAGCUAAAUGCAAUUAUAGCUUUGUAAUGUUACAAAUAAUUUUUUUUACUCAUUAGGCUCUCUAUCUUUAGAAAAAAAAAUUUAUACCAGGUUUUUAAAGCUGGUCUUCAAAACUACAACUUUCAUUAGAGUGCCUCGAGUCAAGUUUUAGAUGCUGAUGAACACCUUUAUGUCGAUGCUUGAUGUGAGUGUCUGUGUGUAUGGAUGUGUGUGACUUGCUAAUCUGCAGAAGUCAUAAUGUGGAGGAGCAGUACACCAGUGAUGUAUGUAAUGCCUUGGUUGUUUCUUAACAAUACCCACCUGCUCUCCAAUAUGUAGCACAGUCUUCAGGUCAGUUUGUUCUGAUUCCCUGCAAAAUUAUGGCAGUACAAUCACAGACCCCAUUUACAGUGUGGUAACUUAAUCUGGCCUGUAAAUUGGGUUAUAAAGUAAUGACCUUCAUGAUUUUAUCAUUAUGAAUGAAUGAAUGCACACUAGCCCCAUUUUCCUCUUACUCUUGUCCUUCCACGGAUAGUUGUUGGAUCAGCAGUCUCUCGUCUCACCCUAGCAAGUCUCACCAUUUGCACUAAAUGGUUCACAUGUUGAAGAGAGACUAACAGUUGGCUCUUUGCUCUUCCCUCCCCUCCCUUGGUUAGAUGAUAGCCCUCAUUUUUUGAGAGCUAAGUGAAAGAAUCUUUAUAAUCUUUUUUUAUGAGUCUGACCCCAACUAUUAAGAAUGGAAGGACCACAGUAUCAGCUGGGGACGCCCUUCUACUUUUGUCAUUUCUGUUUUUAUCAGCUAUAGUAGACCCAUUGGAUACCACCACUGGGAUCUCUUAAGCUGCUACAUCUUCAUCCUUCCUGUUAACCUUGUAACUUAUGUCCAGAAGAAAUUAUUUGUUGAUGCAGAUAUCUGUGACUGGUCAAUGCUUGGGUCACCAUUUGUAUCAUUCAGUUGAUGUGUCUCAAUCCAGUGGACUUGAGUUUACUCAGAAAGCCCAUGAGUACAGGAGUUCUGUUGCUUCCUAAUGACUACCAGGAAAUUGGUCAGUUACUUUACUAGUUCCACAAGUUGAGAUACUUAGCUGGAGAUACUGGAGGUUGUUGUAGGACCACUUUUGUCUUCUCUUGCUGCUAGAAGGUGGAUUGUUUAAUUAGCUACACAUUCAUUUUUUAAUCACAGCUUAGCACUGUUUUAUAUACAUCUGUAUUAUAGCAUCUAAAUAAAUCAUUAUUAUUAUUAUUAUAAUUAUAUGAAUAUGCAGGCAGCUGAUUUUAGCUUGUUUUGGAAAGAAAAUAAAAUGUCCCAAUUUUACAAAUUCUAAGUCGUUGUUCUUUCAUUCCACAACCUAUUGUGUAUGUUUUUUAUGUUUGCUUAUUUGGGAGUAAAAAGUUUUGUAUAUCUAAGGGGCCUUAUACCAACGACAUCCUUAUAUUCGUUGAAAUGUCUGAUUUGUAACAUGACGAGUCUUCUUUCAGUGUAUGAGCUUUUUCAUCAUUAUAAUUAUUAAUGCUGCUGUAUUUAAUAAAAGGAUAAGCAACUAUUA